This is a messenger RNA of Nothobranchius furzeri (turquoise killifish), 1542 nucleotides long. RefSeq names its product nephronectin. Lineage: Eukaryota; Metazoa; Chordata; Actinopteri; Cyprinodontiformes; Nothobranchiidae. The record is from RefSeq and is a predicted model, not a curated record. Gene Ontology annotation, molecular function: calcium ion binding.
UCUUCUGUAUUAUUCCUCCUUCCCACGGUUCCAUCAUCUUACUGUCAGCACCCUACAAUUACACAACCUGAACCCUCCUCCACUCUUCAAACAAACACAGGCACAAAUAAUCUAGCUUCCAACCAGAGAAGAGCUUGGUGGAAAGAAGAAGAUGCUAAUAUGCCUAACAAGGUUUACAACAGAAGCUCAGGAAGAAGAAAAUGACUGAAACAGGACAUCAGGUGUUUAUGGUCAUGGUGCAACUUAUUCUGCUCUCAGCAGCUCAUCAGCAGAGAAGUCAUCACAGGUUAGGGGAGGACAGACUGAAUACUUUGGGUCAAAUAAAGUCAGAUCUCUCAGUGUGCAGGAAGUCCUGUGUGAAUGGAAAAUGCAUGAGACCAGACAAGUGUUCAUGCGUCACAGGGUAUAAAGGAUCGCAUUGUAAUGAAGAUGUGAAUGAGUGUGGCUUUUCGGAGAGACCAUGUUCCCAACGCUGCAUGAACACACCUGGUAGCUAUCGCUGUUACUGUGCACCCAGAUACACGCUCAGUGUGGACAGACACACCUGCAUCAGAGAGACCACGUGUUUCUCUCUGCGCUGCCAGUUUGGUUGCCAGUUGGAACGAGCUGGAGUGGUUCGUUGCCUGUGUCCCCCUGGUCUCCACCUGGCUGCUGAUAAUCGCACUUGUGAAGAUGUUGAUGAGUGUCGGGACACUGAUGUGUGUGUAUCACGGAGGAAGUGCAGGAACACUUUCGGGAGCUUUGUUUGUGUUUGCAGAGACGGCUUUGUGAUGGGGACCCUGCAGGGCUCUGUGGAAUGUCGAGACAAAGACGAGUGUCUAAUUGGAAGUCAUCAGUGCAGCCGCCAUUCUCAGUGCAUCAACACGGAAGGCUCCUACACCUGCCGAUGUCUGGAUGAAUACUUUGGAAAUGGGCGUACGUGUCAGCCCAGGAGAGCCCCUCAGUCCAAGGCCGCGAUGUACUUCAACUAUAAACUCUCCAAAAGGACCAAGUCCCGAUGCCCUUCAAACACUACGGCUCAGAAAAAGGAACUGAAAACCUUCAAUUAAAGAGAUGUCCAAAAGACAAUCAACAGUGCAAUUGCAUUGUAAUUAACUUUAUCUUCAACUGGCCUUGUCCUCGCCAUUUUCUUUGUUGGAGGUUGUUGUUUUUCCUUCUUGAACCCUCCCGCAGGUAGGGCUCUUGGUACCAGUUGACAACCACAAUGUUCUUUUUUAUUUUCUUGGAUGUUAAGCUCAAACAAACCGCUGGAUGUUUUGCAAACUGUAGCGUCACCAACGUCACAGAAAAUACUCUAUUUGCAGUAAGUUAGGAAAUAUUCAACUUAAAGUUUGUUUGGGGGUUGAAAAAAGUCUGUUUUAUGCAUCUCACACCUGAGAAUUAGUUAAUAGAAGACUGACCUCUGGUGGAUGGAUCAGGCAAGAUGCAGCUGAUUAUAAUCACAGUAUUUUUAAUAAUUUCCAAUAAAAAAUAAUAGAACAGCUGAAAAAUGUGCUAUCCUCAACGGGCAUUUGAAACAAACAUUAAAGAACAGAAUGAUGA